AUGUUCAAUAGCCCUCCAGAAAAGCCACCCAGAACACUUCGUUAUGUAGAGGAGGCUUUUAGGAUCAUUAAAGAAAAGAAGAAUGUACGAGAUAUUGUUAUAACCAACGAGCUUGGUCAUCCUGUAAAGAGUACAAUGGUAUAUGAUGACUCUGUGAAAUUUGUUGGACUCUUUCAAGCGCUGAGAGGAAGACUGGAGCGCGGGAUGCAUGAAAUUGAUCCUGGCGAUGAAUUACUAAUGAUGAGAGUGCGUACCAAAACACACGAAGUGCUCCUAACGCCUGAUAGCAAAAUAACGGUCAUUGUAGUUCAAAAUGCUGGUGAUGAUUUUGAGUAUUUAAAGUAACGUGAAAGACAAAUUUAAUUAUAUUGUUAGUUGUAACGUUCCUGAUCAUCUAUAU
Messenger RNA from Drosophila busckii, 400 nucleotides. RefSeq names its product dynein light chain roadblock-type 2. The record is from RefSeq and is a predicted model, not a curated record. Bases 1 to 345 code for a protein of 114 amino acids. Gene Ontology annotation, biological process: microtubule-based movement. Gene Ontology annotation, cellular component: centrosome; cytoplasmic dynein complex; cytoplasm. The transcript is spliced from 2 exons. NCBI's taxonomy places the organism in Eukaryota, Metazoa, Arthropoda, Insecta, Diptera, Drosophilidae. Gene Ontology annotation, molecular function: dynein intermediate chain binding.